AUGAGAAUUCCUGUACGAGAUACAAACCGCGUUACCAAGCGCAAAUCUACACCAAGAAAUGACUGGACAGAGGCUGUCAAGGAAAAGAUUGUACAGUUCUUCACUGGCCAAUCACUUGUUUCUGGUUCAAUUGCUGAUGAAAAAAAGUCAGCGCAGAGCGCCGCUCGUCUAGAUGCCCUCGAAUGCACCGGAUGUGAGGAUCUGCACAUUAUUCCAUAUAUGAUGAAUGCAGACAUUGCUGCAGGAUCAUAUGUCACCUCGGAGUACCCACCUUUCUUUGCCACCAAAGGCACACCGGAAGAUAAUAUACAUCCCUUCGACACAGACACCUUAGCCCACCAAAGCAAUUAUGUGACUUUCUGGGAAGAUGUCACCCCCAUCGAACAACAUCAUUACUACAAGAAGAUUGACACUAUUCUUAAAAAAGCCGAGACUGAGUUAGGUAAGCCAAUAGACGAAGCCGCUGUUCUUUUCGCCCACUACCAGGUCGAUUUCCACAUCCGCCAACACUACCUCGGUCCGCGAAGUUUCCUGCAUCUAUGCCGCUCAAAGGAUGAUGUUAGGGAGCUGACCCACUGGCAGUGGAAGUGCGCUGUGGCAGAGGAGACAGCGCUUUCAGAAUUCUCCAACUGGGGUGUGGGAUGGGUGCAUGAGCCGAGCAACUCGAUCGGCCGUCAGAUUGCGGUCUGGCGGAUGGGCGAAAGAAGGCGAGAGCAGCACCUCGCAGAAGUGAAAGCCCAGUGGGCCGAAAUCAACGACGAGAGACAAAAACAGAGGAUGCAGACAAUUAAAAUUUGGUUCAAGGGUGUGCAUGUUAGAACUUACAAGUAUGAGCCAUGCGGACCGUCUCCGACAGAAAAGGAGAUUAUGAAGAUUGCCAGGGACAAAGCUGCAAGUCACGAAACCUUUUUGAGCGAGUUUGACAGAUGA
This is a messenger RNA of Penicillium digitatum Pd1, 930 nucleotides long. RefSeq lists its product as uncharacterized. NCBI's taxonomy places the organism in Eukaryota, Fungi, Ascomycota, Eurotiomycetes, Eurotiales, Aspergillaceae. The record is from RefSeq and is a predicted model, not a curated record.